AUGCCAUCGUCCGCACCCCAUCGCUGUACCGGUUCCGCGGGAGAUGAGUGCUUGCCAUGUCAAACCUGCCAUUGCAUUGUAGUCCACACAAAGACCCUUGUUCCACCAUACCCGCCCGUGCCGCCAGAGACGGCGGCGCAGUCUAGGAAGCUUUUAGACGUGGGAUUUAGCAGCGAGGUGACAAAUUGUGCGGCAAAAGGUAUGUUGCAUGGGGUUCAUGUUUAUAUCGAGGCCAGCCCCAACAUCGUCACCAACAUGAACAGCGUCACCGUCAGCACACCCCACGUACAAUCCAACCCCGAUCCAAACCCAAACCCAAACCCAAAACUAAACAUCACCAGCGCCCUCCCCGCCCCUCCCCGCCCCAACAACCCCCGGUAA
This is a messenger RNA of Plenodomus lingam JN3, 381 nucleotides long. Lineage: Eukaryota; Fungi; Ascomycota; Dothideomycetes; Pleosporales; Leptosphaeriaceae. The record is from RefSeq and is a predicted model, not a curated record.